Molecule: messenger RNA, 888 nt
Organism: Culex quinquefasciatus (southern house mosquito)
Lineage: Eukaryota; Metazoa; Arthropoda; Insecta; Diptera; Culicidae
Exons: 1
Coding region: 1-888 (295 amino acids)
Cellular component (GO): extracellular region
Molecular function (GO): chitin binding
Source: RefSeq, a predicted model, not a curated record
AUGAAGUUACUACUGGCUGGUUUGGUGUUUGGGUUGCUCCAGGGAGUGUUUGGACAAGACAAGAAUCCUUGCGAAGGAAUCCUCACCGGAAUCGUGGUGCAUCCGGAUGUUUGCUACAAGUACAUCAUCUGCUUUAAGGAACAGCCGGAGGUUGUGACGUGUCCGGAAGGAACCAUCUUCUCGUUGGACGAAAUUGCUUGCGUUCCUGGCAAUCAAGACACCUGCGUUGAAGGAUUUCCGGAGGAACCGGAAGAGGACAAUCCCUGCAGGGGAAUCGUUCUAGGACAGUUUCCCCACCCGGAAAGCUGCACCCAGUUCUUCCGCUGCGUUCUGGGUCGACUUCAGGAGCGAACCUGUCCCAGAGGAUUCAUCUUCUCGCAGCGAACCUGGACGUGCUUCCCCGGAAAUGGCGAAACCUGCGAGGACUUUACACUCCCGAGCACGCCACCUCCCGCGGAUCUCAGCCCGAUCCCGCUGGAGUACUGCCUAGCCCGGGAGCGUCCCUUCGGCCGGUUGCCGCAUCCCCAAUCUUGCACCCACUUUGUCCAGUGCUUCUUCUGGGUUCCGGAGCAACGCGAGUGUCCCAGCUGGACCGUGUUCCACGAGGGCACCUCGAUCUGCCUGCCGGGCAACCCGAACACGUGCCAAACCGUCGUCGGACCAGGGGCUAGCCCGCCGGCCGCAACUCCGCCCAUCACGGACGACAUCUGUCCGGAUCAGUGGAUUGGCCUGGUGGCCCAUCCGUACUCGUGCUACCGGUUCGUCACCUGUCUGCGAGGAUCUGCCACUGAGCAGCAGUGUCCACCGUACCACGUGUUCUCCAGUAAGGUCAAGUUGUGCCUGCCCGGGAAUCGGACCACCUGCCAGGUGUACGGCGAGCAGGAUUAG